This is a messenger RNA of Branchiostoma belcheri (Belcher's lancelet), 11918 nucleotides long. Its product is annotated as mucin-17-like. Gene Ontology annotation, biological process: positive regulation of DNA-templated transcription. The coding region runs from base 693 to 10052 and encodes 3119 amino acids. The transcript is spliced from 32 exons. The record is from RefSeq and is a predicted model, not a curated record. Gene Ontology annotation, molecular function: protein binding; histone H3K4 methyltransferase activity. Gene Ontology annotation, cellular component: histone methyltransferase complex; nucleus. NCBI's taxonomy places the organism in Eukaryota, Metazoa, Chordata, Leptocardii, Amphioxiformes, Branchiostomatidae.
UGGUCUGUCUACAGGAGGUGCAAAGCCCCAUCCAGCUCAGGUCCUUCCCCCUGGUACAGCUCAACGCCAUCCCUGGGGACGCCUCCCCCGCCCUGGGGGUACAGCCAGCACACAAAACAGAUGGAGAACCUCAGAAGGUAGGGAAGCCCAGCCCUCCGCAGCAGGAUGCCACAAAGGUGGAUGGAAACUCCUCAUCAGAGUCAUCGUCUUCAUCUGAUGAUGAUGAUGAUGAAGAGUCGACAGAGUCGGCUGAGUCGGAGUCUCUGUCCAGUAGUGUGGACUCCUCCCGGGGACCACGGAUCAAACACGUGUGCAGGCGAGCAGCCGUGGCACUGGGCAAGCCCCUCGCAGUGUUCCCUACUGAUGACCAGAUCCGCCUGAGUGCUUUGCCUCCUAAGGAGAAGCGAAGGCUGCUGCACAAGCAGAAAGCUGAGCGCUCAGGAACCCCCGACUCUGAUGAGGUUCCAAACCGAGUCAGGACAGAGGAGAAGCCCAAGCGUCCCUUGGGCCUCGGCUCUCCCCAAAAGAGUCGCCGCAGACGUCGAUGUGGCACGUGUGUGGGCUGUCAGCGGACUGAAGACUGUGGCAAAUGUCCCAACUGCAAAGACAAGACCAAAUUUGGUGGUUUCAACGUCAAGAAGCAGUGCUGCAUCCACAAGAAGUGCCGUAACCCCCAGCCAGCUGGUGAUGAGAUGGUACGGCCCAGAAGCAUGGUAGCUGUUAGGAGAGUCAAGGUGCCAUCUAGGAAUUCAACGCCCCCUGUUGAUGGGGCCACAAACAACAGGACUAAAGGGCUAUCAGUCAAAAGAGGUAAUGGCAAGGACAACGGCAACUCUAAAGACAAGCAAGCUGGCCCCAGCUCCUCAGGAGUACAGAGACCCAGGCCCAUCAGAGCUGGAGAUGGAAAACAGUUGUUAAAAGUGGACUUUAAGGAAGAGUAUUAUGUGGAGAAUGCCUGGGAAGGUGGCAUGGUCAUCCUGGCAUCCACCCCUCUUAUCACUCGAAUUGUCUGCUAUCUUUGUGCCAGUGCUGGGCAGCACGAGUUCCUAUACUGCGCGGUGUGUUGCGAGGCGUUCCACCAGUUCUGUCUGGAGGAGGAGGAGCGCCCCCUGGACGGGCGGGAGCAGGACUGGUGCUGCAGGAGGUGCAGGUUCUGCACGGUCUGCGGCAGGCAGAACGGGCUUUUACAGUGCCACAAGUGCCAUGAUAUGUACCACGGAGAGUGCCUCAGCCCAAACUACCCCACCAGACCAACAAAGAAGAAGAAAAUUUGGAUCUGUCCGAAGUGUGUGCGAUGUAAAAGCUGUGGCCGGACCACCCCAGGCCAGGCGUACAAUGCUCAGUGGACCCACGAGUUCUCCCUGUGUCAGGACUGUGGCAAACUGUUUGAUAUGGGCAACUACUGUCCCAUUUGCAAGAAGUGUUACUCUGAUGAUGACUAUGAAUCAAAGAUGAUGCAGUGUGGAAAGUGCGAGAGCUGGGUCCAUGCCAAGUGUGAAAUGCUAACAGAUGAGCUGUACGAGGUGCUAUCGUGUGUCCCAGACACGGUGCACUACACAUGUCCUACCUGCACACAGACUGAACCCCCUGAGUGGAGGCAGGCUGUGCAGAAGGAACUGUACACAGGCUUCCAGCAGGUCCUAGGGACACUGCUCAGCCACAAGAGUGGGGAACACCUUUUAUAUACUGCACAAGAAGAGACUGCAGAGGCUGAAGUGACACCUGCAGUGACACAAGAAGUACAGACAGCCUCUCAGCCAGCUAUGGAGGUUGUCACAGCUGAGCCUCGGGAUGAAGACAUGAAGACAGAGGAGCUGUCUGCAGAAGGGGAGGAGAAGAAGGUGGAAACACCUGAGAAAACAGCAGACAACCCAAAAGACUUAACAGCUGUCAGGAAGCAGGUUGAGGCAAUGGAGUACACAUCUGUGUCUGUGUUCUGUACCAACCUGGUGAGGAUCAUACAGGGGGCACUGUCUGCUGCACCUGACAACUCCAUCCUGAAGACCAACACCAAUAUGAUCAGGGUGCUCUUCAUUAAGCAAAUGGAGCGGCACUUUCCAUGGUUUGAUGUGCAAGGCUGCCAACUCUGGGAACACAACAAGAAUCUGCCAAAGGGCAUGCUGCCCAAUGCUGUACUUCCCCAUCACUGGAGCAUGACUAUGCUCAGUGGAGGUAUGUCGUUAGUCAUGACUGUUGACCUCAUUGUAGGGACAUGUGAUUCAAGUGGAAGCACCAGUGUGAUACCCAUGGAGGUGGGAGAUCCUGAUGAUACCAGGCAAUGCUGUUUAUGUGCCAGGCAGGGAGAGUGCAAACCCAACGAUGCUGGACGCAUGCUGUAUGCAGGACAGGAUGACUGGGUCCAUGCAAACUGUGCCCUGUGGUCAGCUGAGGUGUAUGAAGAGGCGGACGGCUCUCUGCAGAAUGUCCACACUGCCAUCUCCAGAGGCAGGCAAAUGCGAUGUGAGCGGUGUAAUAAGUUGGGGGCCACAGUAGGCUGCUGCACCCGUGGCUGUCCUGCCAACUUCCACUUCAUGUGCGCUCGUCUGGAGGAGUGUCUCUUCCAGGAGGACAAGAAGGUCUUCUGUAAAGAACACAAGGACAAGGUGGACGGAGAGCUUGUGAAGGAGGAUAAUUUUGAGGUGCACCGGCGGGUCUGUGUGAACAUGGAUAACAUCAAACUCAAUAGGAAGUGGAUGCGAGGACUGGAGCCAACCAUCAUCCAGGUCCUGGCAGGGUCUAUGACAGUGGAGAGCCUUGGAGAGCUGAAUGACCUGUCUGACACCAAAGAUGCCCUGCUUCCUGUUGGCUUUGUGUGCACAAGAGUCUACUGGAGUACGUACGAUGCCCGCCGUCGAUGCAUCUACACAUGCCGCAUCACAGAAUUCCGACCUGAGAAACCCAAGCCUGCUGUAGAACUGAACCGCACAACAGCACACGAAGAACCUGCAUCCAGGGACUGUUCUUCAAAGCCUCUGUCACCAAGAAAGGCACACAUUAUAUCCCCGUCAAAACUUGGGAAAGCUCACAGAAACCUGAGCACAGAGAUUGAGGCUGCCAGUCCAAGCACAACAGGAGAUAAAACAUUCCAUAGCCCCAAAUCAAAAGUAAGGAGGACUUCUGAUGGAACCUAUGUACUGUCAGUUCAAGAUAUAGAGCACGGGCAAGCCAAGCUCAGCAGUGCUCGUACACACAAGUCACAAGUGGAUACAUCAGGAAGUGCCAUUUCCAAGAAACUUGCCAGCAGGAGUGUUGAGAGGAAAACAGAACGCACAAGGCAGAAGUCGGGACAACAUGUGUUAGCUGAGCCCAUCCACUCUGAGGUGUCAGAAGACAGGAGUGUGCAGUCAGUUAGUUCCAGUAAGGCAACAUUACCAGUGCAUUCCACACCAAAUGCAAAUACCACAAUGAGUGUGGUCAGAACUGCCCAGACCACAGUCGUAACUACAGCACAAAAUGUGGUUGUGACCACACAGAGCAGAGUGAUUACCACUCAGUCAGUCAAGUCCUAUGAGACAGUUUCUCAGGAGGGAAUUCUGGGUGUGAGUCUUCCGAACAUUGGCGUGUUCUCUCCACCACCUACUAAUGUGCUGCAACCCCACGGAGGCGGUCACCUACAGAGAACUUUACAGUCUCAAGUAACCACCCCACCACCUCAACCACCUUUGUUGCCUCCUCUUGGUUGUGUAAGACAGCAACUUUUGCCUUCUGUAACCCUUGCACACAGGCCAUCUGUGAGAGAUACUACAGCAUUGUUGCCAUGCAGUCAAACAUCUGAAAUAUUUCAGACACACAUUCCACAACAAAGCAAGGCCAUUAUUAGUUCCCCGAUUCCUGAUGGACAUAUCUCUACCUCUGGAAAUGCAGAUCAUGCAGCUGAGGCACCUAUCAUCUCAAGUCUCUUGGCAAAAGAUGAAAGAACAUUUCUGUCUGUUUUGCCAGGUGCAGGUUCAGAGGCCUCGAGAUCUACCACAAAUACAGCACAAGAAAUAGCAAGGUCUACCAUCUCCAUUGACAGUGUGAGGCCAACAGUAACGUUGAGCAGUAGUACUCCUUCAAGAAGCUCAGCAUGUGCAGGGGUAAGCCAGAGAUCCUCUGGAAGCUCCUCUCAGCAAGGUAGUAGUGAAGGAAAUGACGGAAGCUUAAGCAGGCCACAAGCAGAGAGUCAGGACAAUGAGAAUGUUCCAUGCUCAAGCAGCCAACAGGACACAACAGUCACAAACAGUGGGGGUGUUCAGAAGGAGUCCUGCUCCAAAGAACAAGAUGAAACAUCCAGUGCAGAAAAGCUACCUACUGCUUCCACAUCUGUAGGGAUUGUGCCAACUUCCGUUCACAAGCAGGUUGGACAGACAUCAACGUCCAGUUCUGGCUCCAGCCACAUGACCGUCACAGUGACCCUACCCACUGGCAUUCUCCCCAGUCUGUCUCAGUCUUUAAGUCUCAACAAGAUGACUACAACAACAAACAACACACCUGUUUCCAACACAACACCUGCAGCUGUUUCAUCCUCUCCAAGCAGCAGCACACCUUCCCCCUCCACAACCCCUACCGUGGCAGAUGCUAACCAUUCUGGUACCCCAGAUGCCAUGCUGACUCGUGGCAACCCUGUGUUCUAUGGAAGUGGUCUAGUCAAGUCAGCCAAGCUCCUGCGUAAGCUGCAUAACAGCCCAGGAAGAAAGGCGGCUACAGCCAGUCCUCCUCUCUCUGUCAGUCCAAAGUUGAGUCAGUCCUCUGUGGUGACCAAAACUGGUGACAGUGGUGUCAGUGCCAUGAGUGAAGUCAAUGACAAGUCAGCUGUUUCUUCAAAUCCUUCCUCUGGCCCUUCAGAUGCCAUUUCAGAUGUUUCCACCAGCAACAGCAGAUCUUGCACCACACCCAUGCAAAAUGUCAAGGCAUUGCCACCCAAAUCACAGAAUGCAGCAGCUAGUAGUGAGCCAACCUUCCUGCAAGCAUUCAUAGAUUUUUCCUCAAAGGACCAACGACGUACACCUAACCACGUGAAGCCCUGUGUGGUGCAGAUAGCUGAUAUAAGAAAGCAGGGGUCACAGAAGGACACAGCUCACUAUACGGGAAGCCAGCAGCAAUCUGGCAACAAGAAGGUCCCAAAUGGGGACAUAGGACCCCAGCAUGGACUGAUUAAGGGGAACCGUGGAGACCAAAUUAUUGAUAAGUCGAAGCCCUGUUGCCCUAAGUGCAAGAAGCAGUUUGUGAAGGAGAAUCAGCUUCAGAAGCACUGCAGAAGAUGUGUGGAUGAAAUGGCAGAAUCUGAUGAUGAGUACGUUCCAGAAAAGGAGGCAGGGGCUUUGUCAGAUGGACCAAGUGACACCGAUGGUGAUGGGAAGGCACGGGGGAGGCAGAGGUACCCCAGACGGAGCUCUCGCAACAAACCUGUCCAGUACUACGACCUGGAGACGUAUGGGACAAGUGAGGAUGAAAGGUCUGAAGGCAAGCUGUCAGGAAAUGAGUCGCAUUCUCCAAGAUACAGAACAAGAAUGUCCUCCGGGAGUGGCAGUGACAGUGUCACCAGUCCCACCAGAUCUGAUCCCAACAGACGGGGACCAGGAAGGCCCAAGAAGAGACAUCCCAGACCUCCCUCUCCCUCAUCUUGGCAGGCAGCAGAAGAGGGAACUCCUGCAGUCACAUCUCCAUCACGUCCCAGGUUCAAGGAAGAAACACUUCCCCCAAAGAGAUAUUCGCUCAGGCAUCCUAAGGCUUACUCGGAGUCCGAGAGAAAUGACACUGGUAAGAAGGAAAAGUCCUCACCUAAAGGGACCAAUGAUGAUGUUGAGAGGGAGAAAAAGGAAAGUGUAAGUGCAUCUAGCAAGGCUUCUCCAAACAAUGCCUCUGAAGAAAUUAGCUCAGCCAAGCUGAAAGAUGAUCAGGAUAAAACUAGUGAAGAUGUAGCAAAUCUUGGCAACAGCACUGAAGGGAAAGGAAAAUCAGAAGAGAGAAAAGAGUCUAAGGUGGCAGGAGAGUGUAAAAAAGGUCUGGUUGAACAAAAAACAACUCAAGGUAAACCUGAGCUUGAUGAUGUCCUGCCGACAGACAUUGUGGAUUUUGUGCUGCAGAAUUCUUCACCUCACCCAGGGGAACAUGGGAAUGGACUCCCAGCCUUCCCUGCUUCAGAUUCAGGGACCAUGUUAGAUGCAGGGAAGAAGAAGGAGCUUGAAUCAGAUAUAACUGAUAGCAAGGGACCUGAUGGUGAUGCAACAGCUGCAGGUAGUCACAAAGGGAACUCUAUUGUUGGAAACACGGAUUGCUUAAAACCACUAAGUACAGAGAAAGAAAAAUCUCCCAGUCCUUCUACACUUGCAUCAGGGGAGUUAACAGUUAACAAGACAUUAACAACUGUGGACUCUUUGAAAUCUCCCAAUGUUAAUACAAGAGGUGGGCAACAAAAUAUAGUUGGCACCCACGUUGCAUCAAGUGGGAACAGCAAGGUGGUUGUACAGCUACCACAACCCUCCAGCUCAGGUCCAACUGUUGUCAGUACUCCUCCACUCCAGCCUGUGACAACAAGCCAAUUCUCCCUUCAUGAGCUGUUGAAGAAGCCAGCAAGGUACUCUGUUGCUAUUUUGGGAUCUAGGAGACAGCCCCCUUCACAAAGAGAGAAGAGCCCAUCCAAGUCGCCUCGUCUGCUGCCUAAACCUGCAACAACAACAACAGCAUCAGUAUCAGCAGCACCAACACCAGUACCAACACCAGCACCGGCAGUUCCAGCACCACCAUUACCAGCACCACCUCAGGUACCAGCACCACCACCACCACAGGUGCCAGUGUCACCACAGGUACAACCACAGCCACCACUGUCGGCCAAUAUUCAGACAGUCUUUGUCACAGCUCCCAAUCCCCCUGCUGCACUGCAGGUGCCGACAGUAGCAAACCAGCCUGCAGGAUGCUUCUUUGUGAACCAACAGGGCAUGCCAGUGUACCUUGUUCCAACCCCAGCACUGGGCACACAGCUACAGCCUCAGCAGCUCACCAUUCCUGUACAGGCUCCUAGACUACAACAGAUGGCACUGCCAACAGGUUUGGGGCCAGGUACACAGCCAUAUCCUCUGACACCCCAAGCAGCUAGAGCAGUCAAUCAUGUACCACAACAGCCCCUACAACAACUGCUGUCACCACAGAGGUCUCCUGUGAGUGGUGAACUUGGCAAAGUGUCACCGUCCACAAGCCAUGUGUCAGGCAGUGUGACUGUACAGGUACCUCUCCUCCCUGCCUCAGCACAGGGACAGGCAACAAUCAUCAGCUCACCCAGGGUUAAGGACCUGCUGGAGAAGCAGAGGAUAACUAAUCCCUCUCUGACAGACAUGACCAGAAGAAGGAUAGAAAGCAAUAGUGUGGGUAGUCAGACUCAGUUUGUGAGAAAUGCAAUGUCCAUGGGAACAAAACCAAACUUGACUACGUCCCAGGGCAUUGGCAUGAUGACUCUCCAGAACCAAACGAUGAUGACUGUUAAUAACGCGGCAAAUGUGAACAAAAGUCCCCCAAAUGCCCAGACAGUCAUGUGGACGCCACAUAUGUUCAGCAGCCUGUUACAGUCAGCCAACAAACCAGUAGGUUCCACUUUGGUAGCCCCAAUACAGAUACCAGCUUCAAGCCCAAUAAGCCUGCAGUCUCCAGUAAACAGUGUACCAACCAACAUAGUGUCUCCCCCACAGCCAUCCAUUCUGCCUACGGGUGGGGUGUCAAACAGUGUUGUGAACUCGAGUGGGAGCCAGGGGACUGCAGCAAUGGGAGACAUCAUCUCUGCAAAUGCUGCUCUCCUGUCUCUGGCCCAACUACAGCAUGCACAGAUGCAGCCAAUGGGGAAUGCCAGUGCCCAGAAGACAACACUCCUGCAGAACAACUUACCCCAGGUCAACAUUGCUAGCCCCUUGAAACAUCCUCUUUUACCCGAGAAUUUCUACAACAGUCUAGAGUCUGCAUUGAUGUCCUCAUUUAACUCUCCAGACAGAGGGCAGACAGGGAUGUCCUUCCCUCCUCUUGGAACUCCUGGAACAGUGGCAAACUCUCUACAACCCAUCCCAGGUGCCAGCUCAAACACCUCUCCUCAGGCACCAGGCGCAACUGAUUCUGCAGCACCAACUAGCAAACAGAAGAAGAGCAGCCCAAAAAGGAAACGUUCCACAACACCAACAGCAGCCAGUCGUAAAAAGCUCAGGCCUGGGGUGGCAGAAGAGUGGAUUGAUGACAGAAGUUCCCAGGAAAGAGCAAGUGGCUCAGCGGGUCAGGGAAGUUUUUCCUCAUCAGAGGGAAUACCUGGUGGUGAAGGUGGCAGAACAGGCAGUCCACUGGUGUCAUCAGCACCAAGUCUGUCUCCAACUCCCAACAGACGAGGUCCUCGUGUGAAACUGCCCACCAGGUCCAGCCCUGUGCAUCCCAUUCACAAAGGUACUGCCUGCAUCCUCUUCACCAACCUGAGUGACCUUGCACAGAAGUACCGGUACCCGGACCUGAAGUCGCGCAUUCCAACCUCUGCAGAAAUCCUCAUCCUCACCUGUGAUGCCUCCAAGAAGUAUCUGAUUGGUGUAGAGCGACGCCAUCUUCCAUUCUGUAACGAGUUUCAGGGAAAGGUUGGAAAGGAGCAGCCCCAGUUCUCCUUCCACUGCCCAGGGUGUUGUGAGUACAUCGGACAAACCCUCCGUGAGGCCUUGAUGCACUUCCUGGGCCCAGACUCGGAGAAGGCACAGAAAGCAAGGACAGCUCGCUCACGUGCCAUCCAGUUCAUCAUCACCUGUGAUGGGAACAAGUGGGAGAAGAGGAGGCUGGAGUGGAAAGGUCCCCCACAACCCUCACUAGGGGUAGGAAGCGUUGAUGGGGGACUCAGUGGCCAACUGGCUGGUAAGACAACCAUUUGGAACAGAGGAAAGGCACAGGGUUGGCAUAGUGACAAAGCCAGCUUUGAGGAGGAAGCAGAACCCCAUCAUCUGUUCCAGCACUACAGAUCAUCGUCCAACCUUCCCACUGGACGGUCCUCACCAUGGGAUCGCAUCCCGCCCCACCCCUCACUCCCCAUGCCAGAAGACGAGGCUGAUUCCUACUCACCUCUGCUGAAACUGCACGAGAUAGAAGAGGAGCAGAAGAGACAGCAGGCACAAACCACCAUCAUGCCUAAAGAGGACAAACCUAAGCUUGUGUUCGAGAUCACCAGUGAUGAUGGCUUCAAAACAAUGGCAGACACUAUCGAUGCUGCUUGGGACCAGGUUGUGGAGAAGGUACAGGAGGCAAGGAUCAAUGCUCGCAUGAAGCAGCUGUCCUUUGCUGCAGUGAGCGGUUCUGUCAUGCUGGGGGUCACACAUGAAUCUGUGAUGAACCUGAUUGAGCAGCUGGCUGGGGCCAAGAAUUGUAUUCACUACAAAUUCAAGUACCACAAGUACAGCCCUCAUGACCUAGCAGAGGAUGAGGAUCCACCAGUCAACCCCAAUGGGUGCUGCAGAGCAGAAGUGUUGUCCAGACGGUCAAAGUUUGACAUGUUCAGCUGGCUGGCCUCGCAGCACAGACAGCUCCCUGUCCUGGACUACAAUGAGGAGGAGGAAGAGGUCCAGCACAAAUCCACCAGGAGACCAACCAGUAUGGACCUGCCCAUGGCCAUGAGGUUCCGCUACCUGCGGCAGACAUCACGGGAGGCUGUGGGCGUGUACCGCUCACCCAUCCAUGGCCGGGGCCUGUUCUGUAAACGCAACAUCGACUCUGGGGAGAUGGUGAUCGAAUAUGCUGGCAUGGUCAUCCGCUCUGUUCUCACCGACAAAAGAGAGAACUACUACAACAGCAAGGGAAUUGGCUGCUACAUGUUUCGCAUUGAUGACUAUGAAGUUGUAGAUGCAACUAUGCAUGGGAAUGCUGCUCGCUUCAUCAACCAUUCUUGUGAGCCCAACUGUUACUCACGAGUCAUCCAAGUGGAGGGCAAGAAGCACAUUCUCAUCUUUGCCAUGAGGAAGAUCUACAAGGGGGAAGAACUGACCUACGACUACAAGUUCCCCAUUGAGGACCAGAACUCCAAAAUAGAUUGUACCUGUGGAUCUAAAAGGUGCCGCAAGUACCUGAACUGAUCCUUGGGAAUCUGACGGCAAUCCAAUUCAGACAUUUGUGGGAUGGGCAGACCACAAAGUAUUUUUAACCCUGUACUUGUGCUUUCCUUUUAAAUCUCCUAUCCUUUCAUGGCUUUGAUGUAUCAAUAGGAAGAUUAACAGCACACUCCACUGCACACAUUUUGUUUCCAUUUUCUACAUACCUAUAUCGUUUUUAUUUUUAGGCUGUCCCUUCCCAGCUUAGUUAUGGGUUUAUAUUUUUCUCCCUUCAAGCUAUUAAUAGAUGAGCCUCAAAUAGAAGUUUGACCUGUGUGUCAACUGCUGCCACACAAGAAAGGAAACAUACAAUGGGAUGUUUUCUUCAGAAGGGCUGUAGACCCUAUACCCAUUGUUGUGUGUGAUGCCAACUAACAUGUGCAUUCUAUAACAUGCUGCUUUUCUGUGGAGGCUUUAAUCAUUCUGAAGACCAAAUAAAGAGGGAUAAUCUGGCAAAGUGAGCAAGAUGUACAUGUACCUGGUUGUGUGGACUGGGUUUCUAGGGCUAUGCAUUGAGAUUCUGUAUGAGUAAGGUGCCUGAUGUGAUGGAGCUGUCAGAUGUUUCCUUGUACCAUAGGGGAACUGUUUUUAGAAAUUAUUCUUUACAUGAGAGAAAUAUUCUUAGAAAAGAUAGCAGACAAGAAAUUCUAUUGUACUUCUCUGUAAUAAUAUCUGUGUUGUACAUUUUUGAAGACAAGCCCGGUUUGUUAUUCUAAAAAUAUCCAGAAGCUAUAACUUUACUUAUAAUAUGAGUGAAUACUAGUAUGCAGCUGGUGAUUGUAGGAAAUUGUUUACCAGUACCAGGACAACAUUGUUUUGUAUUACAUAUUCUGGACCAUCCAAACUACCAUAUUUUCCAUACACCUGAUAAUGUCUUAUUUGUAUGUUUUAAUUUUGAAGAAACAAAAUGUAAAUGGUUAUGUACAAACUUGUUUCAUAAUGUAUUACAUGGGUGCAUACACUGUGUGCCAAGCAGGUGUAGUGCAUUAGAAGCACACUGUGUUAGAAAGAAAAAUACCAGAUGAUUUUAUUUAUUACACUAUUUCCCCUUGACUUUCUCCUAAUUUUUAAUUGGCAUCUGGAAAUAGCUAUUCCAAUCCAUGAGACAAAGCAAAUUUCACAGACCAUAGUACACGUAGUUGGGUGUCUCAUAUGACAGUCAAAUUGUUAUUUUAUUAACUGGAAGCUCUUCCUUCUGCAGGACUUAGUGAUAGCUCAAUCAUUUACAGAGCAUCUGAGGUAGUACAAUCCAGUAUUCACAAGGCAUUUGCAGUGUAGUAGCAUAUUUAGCAUUGCCCAAGCAGUUACAAAGAAAAGGUCUAAACAACCUCUGCCUGCCUAACUACACGUAACAUUAUGUAGUAAGUACUAGUAUCUUUUGUGAUGUGUCCAGCUCAGGAAAGUAAACCCAUGCAAGGUUCCAUAUUUUUGUAUAAUGAGUUUUUUGUUGGUAUUACUUCGCUUCUUUUUUUAGUGUUCAAUAGAACUUUUGUACAACUUACAAACUGCUUUAAAACUGCUGUAUUUAUGAGGCUUAGCUAGCAAGUACUGAAAUGGCAGACAAUUAUAAGAGAUUUGAUACUAUAUGAAAAUGUUUUUGAUUGCCUCCAAUAUCUCUUCCAAAGAUAUCUGUAGCAUAGUAUACUGAAACUGUCCCAAAGGACUGGUGUACAUAAGAUUUUGUACAGAGAAUCUGGAGAUAUUGAAUUCAGUGUAGUUUCUUCUUUUGGACAGUAAACAAGAUUUUAAUUGUUUCGAUAAUCCCCAAUUGAUUACAAGAAGAUGAUUUGAUCAAUGCUUUGUUUCUUUUGUAUACAAUGCACCAAUAAAGAUUUUAUAUUGUAGAAUUUU